GAGAUCAGCCACUCGGACGCCACGGUCAAGCAGUCGAAGCUGACCCCCCAGGAGGCCAGGGACCCGCUGAAGCGGAAGGCGGCGUUCACCCCGAAGGCCGACGACAUCUUCAGCACCAUCAGAGGCCACAAGGCGAUGCGGAUCUCAGAUACUCGGUGGGUUUCGGGGGAGUUGAACUGGUGCGGGAAGGGGAAACGUGCCUCCCAUCAGACAGCGGCUGGAUCCGAUGACGACGCUGCCACGGCCACCAACUACUUCGACGAGUCUGACUUGGAGGCUCCGACCCUCAAGCUUGCGAAGAAGAUGCGCUCGCAUUCGCCGAUGUCGCUGCAGCCCCCGCCAUCGCACACGCUCAAGAGCGGAUCGGCUGGCAAGGUGCCUGGCAGAGCCCCUUCCUCGCGCGGUGGAUCUAGCGCAGGUCCUGGCAGUGCCAAGAAGUCCGACGGGAGGCAGGGCGUCGCUGCGAAGUCAGUUCGCGCCGCCGACGAGUUUGAGGACGAUGAGGCUGAUGCUGAGGAUGAGCUGGGGCCUGAGGCUGAGGAGAAGGAGCGAGUGUGGCCAGAGUUCGAGAAGAGGAUGGCCCCAGCCGCGUUCGCUGCCAUGAAGAGGGAGUUGACCUCGAUGUUCAAGCAGGCGCUCAGGGCGAUCCCCUACAGCAACGAGGCCAGCUUCAAGAGGCUGGACAAGGGCUACGACCAGGUCAAGGACGACGGCGACGUGGCGACUUACAAGUACAAGGAGACCAAGAGUGACUUCAUCCAGAAGUUCAGCGAGCUCGACAACGACGUGAACGGCAUCAAGGCGUGGCGCCAGACGAGUGACUCCAACCAGGCCAGGGACGAUCUGAUCAAGAAGCUGGAGGAGAUCCAGACGGAGGCCAGUACGCUAGAGGAGAUCGCCGCUGGCAUCGCGGAGGUGAGAAGGCAGCAACAGGAGGGCAAGGCCAAGGACAAGCGGAAGCAGACGACCCAGCUGAAGAAACACGUCACCAUGUUCGAGAACACUGGGAUGCCGCAGGCGCUCGCGGCGGAGUUCGGCGGCCUGGUGCACGAGAAUAAGGUUUUCAUUAAGACAAUCCUCCUCAUCCUCUUCUUCCUUAUCACCCUCGUGAUCAUCCUACGUCCCCUCCUCGUCUUUAUCCAUCCCCACCUGCCCACUUUCUCAGUGCUGCCCUUCCCUGCUCCUCCUCGCCCGAAGGGCUCCGUCGAGAGCUACUCCGUGGACUCGGCUAUGGAGGAUCCGUUCCAUGUCAAGCUGCAGGAGUUCAACACUGGAACCAUGAGUAAGCUCGGAGCUGCCAUCACGAACAACUGGGACAUCAUCGUGAGAAAAACGCAGAAGGUCGAGAAAUUGAUGACCAACCAAGCUGCGAUGACGUCGAUCGCUCUGGGCAAGUGUCUGGACGAGGUUGACUUCCGCGUGGAGUUCAAGGGCGGGCCCUUGGAGGCAGACGAGGCGUGUAUGGAGUUGAGUCGCAAGCCGUUCCUGGUGCUGACGAAGAACCACUCCUGGAGCUGGAGUUCGAACAGCUGGCCGUUCCCUGGCUUGCCGUCCUUCGUGGUCAACGUGGGCACCCCCACUGUGCUGCUCAAGCUCGUGGCAGCGGGCUCUCUUCUCCGCGGCGGCCUCACGGCCCUCAGCGCCUUGCAGCAGUGGGCCAAGAGCAACGAGGAUGAUUGCUGCAAGACCGCGUGGACGGAGUCGUCAGCAGCUUUCUUGAAUAAAGACGAGGUGCUCUACGUGCCGUACGGCGUCGUCCCCUUCGUCACGAGUUUCCUCGGCAAGGGCUCCGCCGACGAGAGCCCGACAGCAUCGAUGAUCGUGUUCCCGAUCUUCCCGAAGGCCAUCGCUGUGAACGACGAUGGCAAGAAGCAGGAGUGGGAGUUCAUCAAGCGGGACCUGGAGCACACCUUCGCCACGUGCGGCGACUCGAAGAUCUGGGCCUCGUUCAAGGGUCCCGUGGUUGACUACAUCGGGAAGGUCGGGGAGUAG
Prorocentrum cordatum is the source of this 1992-nucleotide messenger RNA. Lineage: Eukaryota; Dinophyceae; Prorocentrales; Prorocentraceae. The record is from the annotation of a GenBank genome assembly.